AUGGGGGACUUCAAUGCAAUCACAACUCACCAUGAAAAGGAAGGCGGUAAAUCCAAAUCAAAUACAUCUAUCCAGGACUUUAAUGAUUUCAUUAAUUCUGGAAAUCUAAUGGAUUUAGGAUAUGAAGGAGAAAAAUUUACAUGGUGCAAUAGGCAGUUUGGAGGGAACCUAAUUAGGGAGAGGUUGCACCGGGUGUUGGUUAGUAGGAGCUGGAGAGAAGAAUUUCCAAAUGCAUAUGUCACUCAUUUAGAAGAUUUUGGUUCAGACCACAGGCCUUUAUUACUGUGUGAGGAACGACAAAUAAGGAAAAAUAAGAGGAGGUUCAGAUUUCAAGAAAGGUGGUGCGAGAAUGAAGACGUAGUUAACCUGAUCAAGCAAGCUUGGAAGCAUGAAAUUGAGGGUUCCUCUAUGUUCAGGCUUGCUGGAAAAUUGAAGCACUGUAGACACAAGUUAGUAGAAUGGCAAAAAAAUUCCUUGUCGAAUUCUCUAAUCAGAAUCCAAAGCAUAAAAACCAGACUUGCUGCAGAAUCUAGUAAAGGAAUUCUGGCUGAUCCGAUUGAUGUUCGAAUAUUGGAAGCAGAGCUGGAAGAUGAGUUGAUAAGAGAAGAAUGGUUCUAG
Molecule: messenger RNA, 618 nt
Organism: Arachis stenosperma
Lineage: Eukaryota; Viridiplantae; Streptophyta; Magnoliopsida; Fabales; Fabaceae
Exons: 1
Coding region: 1-618 (205 amino acids)
Source: RefSeq, a predicted model, not a curated record